AUCUGGCGAAUGCAGUUCUAUUUGUUGCUAAUAUUAAGAUUCACCUAACUUCGAUUCGGCCCAAAACUAUUCGAGCCACCUGUAAAUGUAACGAUUCGUCCCAAAACGAUUCGCCUCAGAUGAAUAACUAUAAUCAGUUACCAACAGGUUAGUCUAGUAGGUAUGUGAUCUGGUUAUGACAUAAAUGGUGUUGGGAUAUUUAGAUUCAAACCUUAGUGGACAAUAAACAUAUCUGCUGUUUGAAAUGGCAGACAGUCGCAUCAACUUAGAUAAACCAAUAUGGGAUCAGAAUACUUUUAUUGGGCGUUUAAAAUAUUUUACAUGGGUAACAGACCCUAGACUUUCAUUGUCAUCAAAACAAAGCUUGCUGGAAGCUAAGACGCUUGUUUCACAGUAUAGGAAAGGUGAGGAACCAGUUGGCACCACAGUACAACAGGUGAGACAAGCACAGAGAAUGUGUCUCUCUGCCUUCCAUCCUGACACAGGUGAACUACAGAAUGUGAUUGGUCGAAUGUCCUUCUAUGUCCCUGGUGGAAUGAUUCUCAUUGGUGCCAUGAUUACAUUCUACAAGAGUACACAAGCUGUUAUAUUCUGGCAGUGGGCUAACCAGUCUUUCAAUGCUUUAGUCAACUACACCAAUAGAAAUGCCGAGUCAGAGAUAACACCACAGAGGAUUGGGGUUGCAUAUGUAUCAGCUACUGGAAGUGCUUUAAUUACAGCACUUGGUUUGAAGUCUUACCUAGCCAAGAGAGCCUCACCUUUGAUGCAGAGAUUUGUUCCCUUUGCUGCUGUUGCUGCUGCAAACAUGGUGAACAUACCACUUAUGAGGCAAAGUGAAUUGAUAGAUGGUGUAUCAGUCUAUGAUGAGGAUAACAAGAAAGUAUCACAGUCCAGAUACGCUGCCCUGAAAGGAAUUGGCCUUGUAACAUUCAGCCGUAUAUUGAUAGCUUCACCAGGAAUGUUGAUUUUACCUCUUGGAAUGGAGCACCUGGAGAAGACAGCUUGGAUGAAAAAAUAUAGAAUCAUUAAUGCCCCACUUCAAGUUCUUUUGUCUGGUGUGACUUUAUUGUUUAUGGUUCCAAUAGGAUGUGCACUGUUCAACCAAAAGAGCUCAAUGCCUGUAUCAAGACUUGCCAGUAUGGACAAAAAGGAUUUGAAGGUUUUAGAAUCUGAAUAUGGUAAACCACUACCAUCAACUGUAUAUUUCAAUAAAGGAUUAUAAACUUUAUUAAAUGGUGUUAACUACAAAGUGUUUCGAAAAUAUUUGAAAUUUGUUCACUUGUACAAUGUUUUUCAAAACUGGAUUUUAAAAGCUAGAGAUUGCAUGACUGAUGUGGAAUAGUGAGAUUUGAUUUUUCUUCUUUUUUUAAAUACAUGUACAGUACUUGUGUAUUUACUGAAUAUUUUAUUAUGUUAUGUUAUCAUGGAAAUAAGAGAUUAUAAAAAAUACUUUUUGUUAGUUAGCAAAGUUGUUAAAUCUUUAUUUUUUAAUGAUAUAUUAAUCAACUGUC
Ruditapes philippinarum (Manila clam) is the source of this 1511-nucleotide messenger RNA. Its product is annotated as sideroflexin-2-like. Lineage: Eukaryota; Metazoa; Mollusca; Bivalvia; Venerida; Veneridae. The transcript has 11 exons. Gene Ontology annotation, biological process: serine import into mitochondrion; monoatomic ion transport. Gene Ontology annotation, cellular component: mitochondrial inner membrane. The coding region runs from base 245 to 1222 and encodes 325 amino acids. Gene Ontology annotation, molecular function: monoatomic ion transmembrane transporter activity. The record is from RefSeq and is a predicted model, not a curated record.